This is a messenger RNA of Cucurbitaria berberidis CBS 394.84, 936 nucleotides long. RefSeq names its product DUF292-domain-containing protein. The record is from RefSeq and is a predicted model, not a curated record. The coding region runs from base 1 to 936 and encodes 311 amino acids. The transcript has 3 exons. Gene Ontology annotation, biological process: protein transport. NCBI's taxonomy places the organism in Eukaryota, Fungi, Ascomycota, Dothideomycetes, Pleosporales, Cucurbitariaceae.
AUGGCGCCUUCAGCCUCGUUGGUCAACAAGCUCAAAGUACAGCUCAAGCUGUCAAUAUCACGACUGCGCAUGGUACAACAGAAGGACAGCGCGAAGGCGAAACAGCAAAGACGAGAGAUGGCACAGUUAAUCGAGGUUGGCAAAGUGCAAUCGGCACGAAUACGCGUCGAAAACAUCAUCCGCUCAGACAUCACAACGGAACUGCACGAGAUACUCGAACUCUACUGCGAACUGCUCCUCGCGCGCUCCCAGCUCCUGGACCAAUCUCCCACACCCUCCACAUCUGCUUCCACUACAUCGAUACCCCUCGACCCCGCGCUCGAAGAAGCCGUACGUUCGAUAAUAUACGCUGCACCGAGGACGGAAAUAAAAGAGCUACAUGCAGUCCGGGGCUUUCUAGUCGAGAAGUUUGGCAAGGAUGUUGCGCUUGCGAGCAUGGAAGGCGAAGGGGUAGCGGAACGCGUUGCGAAGAAACUGAGAGUAGAAACGCCGAGUAAUGAGCUGGUUGAUGCGUAUCUGAGCGAGAUUGCGCGGUUCUACGGUGUACCGUUUGGCACAGCAAAGACGGCCUCGGACGACGAGGACGCAGACGAUGACGACGAGCCGUCAGGCGGCAUAGCGGAGGAAGCUGACGGGCAGCUAGAAGACCCGUUGGAGGCAGAGUCAGGGAAGGACAAGAAUAGCAAGAAGGAGGAUGAGAGGGAAGAGUUGGCAAAGGCCAACACGCCGAAGAAACUUGGUCCGCAAAGUCCGCUGAGAGUGGUUCCACCGAGUCCUAGCACAGACAAUGUGGCGCCCAGGUUGAAGCUGCCGGGGACUGCGGCGGCCAAGGUUGCGAAGAGUGAUGCGAAGAAGCCAGUUAAGAAGGAAGAUGGCUUGGGCAAGAUUCCGGAUGUCGAUGAGCUUGCGCGACGGUUUGCGGAGCUGAAGCGGUGA